Molecule: messenger RNA, 1666 nt
Organism: Sebastes umbrosus (honeycomb rockfish)
Lineage: Eukaryota; Metazoa; Chordata; Actinopteri; Perciformes; Sebastidae
Product: extensin-3-like
Exons: 1
Coding region: 260-1324 (354 amino acids)
Source: RefSeq, a predicted model, not a curated record
GGUUGUAUACAAAAAAUGCUGUGUAAAUUCCUGCAUUAUUAAGGCUCUAAUCCUAUCACUAUCUACUGUAUCAUUUCCUAAAUAAUGUUAAAAGUUAUAUAAAAAUGUGACAGUUAAUUCUUUACUACACGACACGCCCCCUUUACUACAUGACGCGCCCAAUUUACUACAUGACACGCCCCCUUUACUACACGACACGCCCCCUUUACUACAUGACACGCCCAAUUUACUACACGGCACACCCACUUUACUACAUGACAUGCCCUGUUUACUACACGACACGCCCCCUUUACUACAUGACACGCCCAAUUUACUACAUGGCACGACCCCUUUACUACACGACACGCCCCCUUUACUACAUGACACGCCCAAUUUACUACAUGGCACGCCCCCUUUACUACACGACACGCCCCCUUUACUACAUGACACGCCCAAUUUACUACACAGCACACCCACUUUACUACAUGACACGCCCUGUUUACUACACGACACGCCCCCUUUACUACAUGACACGCCCUGUUUACUACACGACGCGCCCCCUGAACUACACGACACACACACUUUACUAGACGACACACUACCCUUUACUACACGACACGCUACCCUUCACUACACGACACGCCCCCUGAACUACACGACACACCCACUUUACGACACAACACUCCCACUUAACUACAGGGCAUGCCCACUGUACUACACGACACGCCCCCUUUACUACAGGACACGGCCCCUUUACUACACAACACGGCCACUUUACUACACGACGCACCGACUUUACUACACAACACGGCCACUUUACUACACGACACACCGACUUUACUACACAACACGGCCACUUUACUACACGACACACCUACUUUACUACACAACACGGCCACUUUACUACACAACACGGCCACUUCACUACACAACACGGCCACUUUACUACACGACACACCGACUUUACUACACAACACAGCCACUUUACUACACGACACGCCCACUUUACUACACAACACGGCCACUUUACUACACGGCACGGCCACUUCACUACAAAACACGCCAACAUUCCUACACGACAUGCCCACUUCACUACACAACACGCCCACUUUACUACACAACACGCCCUCUGAACUACACAACACACCCACUUUACUACACAACGCGGCCACUUAACUACACGACACACCCAUUAUACUACACAACACUGCCACUUUCCUACAGGACAUGCCUACUUUACUACACGUCAAGCCCACUUUACUACACUACACACCCACUUUACUACACGACACACCCACUUUAUUACGCCCACUUUACUAUACAACACACCCACUUUACUACAUGACACGCCCACUUUACUACACAACACGCCCACUUUACUACACGACACGCCCACUUUACUACACAACACACCCACUUUACUACACGACACGCCCACUUUACUACACAACACACCCACUUUUCUACACAACACGCCCACUUUACUACAAAUGAGAAGAGCCAAAGAAUGAGCUGAAUGUUGCCUGAGAGGAAAAACACAGGAUAAGAAAAGUCCACAGAUGACUCACUACUGCUCAUAAAGUUUAUUCGCUGAAACUGGUUUAGACUUUUGCUUGACAAUGGUGGUAGUUUGUCUCUUUAAAACCUGCUUUUCAGUGUGCUGCACUAACUACUGUGCACUAUCUGU